Prunus armeniaca (apricot) is the source of this 1161-nucleotide messenger RNA. The record is from the annotation of a GenBank genome assembly. NCBI's taxonomy places the organism in Eukaryota, Viridiplantae, Streptophyta, Magnoliopsida, Rosales, Rosaceae.
AUGGCUCUGCCAAAUCAAACCCAUCUAUCAGAAGGCCAGUUGAUUGAUGGAAGACUGGAGUGUUUAUAUCAUGGUUGGCAAUUCCAAGGCCAAGGAAAAUGUGUAAAGAUUCCACAGCUCCCAUCUGAUGCUAAAAUUCCUAAAGCAGCUUGUGUUAAGGCAUAUGAGGUGAGGGACUCUCAAGGUGUUGUUUGGGUUUGGAUGUCUCACAAAAAACCACCCAAACCCAACAAGCUACCUUGGUUUGAAAACUUUGACAGGCCAGGCUUUGAUUAUUCUUCAACAAUCCAUGAUCUCCCUUAUGAACACUCUAUUCUUCUGGAGAAUCUCAUGGAUCCUGCCCACAUUCCAAUCUCACAUGACAAGACGGGUUUUACCGCGAAAAGAGAAAAUGCACAGCCGCUGAGAUUCGAGGUGACUGAGAGGACAGAUAGAGGUUUUGCAGGCUAUUGGGGUGAGGCAAAAGACCAAUCCUUGCCUUACUUCUUAAGGUUUGAAGCACCUGGUGUUAUUGAAAACACAAGGGAACUUGUAGACAAGAAUGGUGAGAAGCACUACUCUGUUGGUCUCUUCCUCUGUAGACCAACAGGACAGGGAAAAGCCAUGGCCAUUAUGAGGUUUGGAGCCACCAAGCAAUCCCCUUUGGCUAAAUUGUUCCCAGAUUGGUACUUCCAUCACAUUUCCUGUACAGUUUUUGAGCAAGAUAUGGGAUUUCUCUCAUCUCAAAAUGAGAUACUUUUGAAAGAAAAAUCUCCCACAAAAGAUUUGUACCUUAAUUUGAAAUCAUCUGAUGUAUGGGUAGCUGAGUAUAGGAAAUGGGUGGACAGAGUAGGGCAUGGCAUGCCUUAUCAUGUUGGGCACAGCACUAUAUCAUUUCCCAAUGAGCCAGCCAUGGUAGAACAUGCACCAGCAGGACUUGUUGCUAGUGUUUCAGCAUCUCAACCAGCUAAGGGAGGCAUUGGAAGCCUGCAUGUUCCGAAUCGGACCAACCGGUAUUUCAGGCAUGUGAUUCAUUGCAAAGGGUGCAGAGAUGUUGUGAAGAGUUUUGAAGCCUGGAAAAUUGGUCUUUCUGGUAUUGCUCUUGGGCUGAUCUCAGUGGCUAUUUUAGUGUCUGGGAGGCAUUGGAAAGCCAUUUUGCUGGUGUCAGCGGCUGUGCAUUGA